Triticum dicoccoides is the source of this 1788-nucleotide messenger RNA. RefSeq names its product protein DETOXIFICATION 40-like. Gene Ontology annotation, biological process: xenobiotic detoxification by transmembrane export across the plasma membrane. Gene Ontology annotation, molecular function: xenobiotic transmembrane transporter activity; antiporter activity. Bases 115 to 1593 code for a protein of 492 amino acids. The record is from RefSeq and is a predicted model, not a curated record. Gene Ontology annotation, cellular component: membrane. NCBI's taxonomy places the organism in Eukaryota, Viridiplantae, Streptophyta, Magnoliopsida, Poales, Poaceae. The transcript is spliced from 7 exons.
CAGAUCGCGCCAUUAUAUACGCCAGCGUCCGUCCGUCGACGGGCCUGGCCGAGCGAGCGGAGCUACCAUCUCAGUCAACGCCGACAGAGCACAGCUCGCACACACACAGCUCCCAUGGCGGACGGGGAAGCGCCGGGGCGGCUGGAGAGCAUCCUGACGGACUCGUCGGCGCCGCUGGCGGGGCGCGUGUGGGCGGCGGGGGCGAUCGAGCUCGGGAUGCUGACGCGGCUGGCGGCGCCGGCGGUGGUCAUGUACAUGAUCAACUACCUCAUGUCCAUGUCCACGCAGAUCUUCUCCGGCCACCUCGGCAGCCUGGAGCUCGCCGCCGCCUCCCUCGGCAACACCGGCGUCCAGAUGUUCGCCUACGGCCUCAUGCUGGGCAUGGGUAGCGCAGUGGAGACCCUGUGCGGACAAGCCUUCGGUGCGCAAAAGAAAGACAUGCUCGGAACCUACCUGCAACGCUCCGCCGUGCUCCUCUGCUGCACCGGUAUACCGCUCGCCGUGAUCUACGCCUUCUCGGAGCCACUCCUCGUGCUAUUAGGACAGUCGCCGGAGAUAGCCCACGCCGCGUCGAUCUUCGUCUACGGCCUCAUCCCUCAGAUCUUCGCGUACGCCAUCAACUUCCCGAUCCAGAAGUUCAUGCAGGCGCAGAGCAUCGUCCUCCCCAGCGCCUACAUCUCCACGGGCACGCUCGUGCUGCACUUGCUGCUCAGCUGGGUCGUCGUCUACAAGGCUGGCCUCGGCCUGCUCGGCGCCUCGCUGGUGCUGAGCCUGAGCUGGUGGGUCAUUGUCGUGGCGCAGUUCGCGUACAUCGUCGUGAGCCCGACCUGCCGGGAGACGUGGACCGGGUUCACCUGGCAGGCAUUCUCCGGCUUGCCGGCCUUUCUCAAGCUCUCCGCCGCGUCUGCUGUCAUGCUGUGCCUUGAGACAUGGUACUUUCAGAUCCUGGUGCUCAUUGCCGGCUUGCUCCCCGACCCUGAGAUUGCCCUGGAUUCCCUCUCUGUGUGUAUGACAAUCUCCGGUUGGGUGUUCAUGAUCUCAGUAGGUUUCAACGCCGCCGCAAGUGUAAGGGUGAGCAAUGAGCUCGGUGCCGGCAACCCCAAGUCAGCAUUUUUCUCAGUGUGGGUCGUCACUUCGCUCUGUGCUGCCAUCUCUGUUGUCUUUGCCAUUGUGAUGCUCUGCCUACGCAACCACAUCAGCUACUUGUUCACAGAGAGUGAAAUAGUUUCCGACGCGGUGGCGGAUCUCUGCCCGCUCCUUGCCAUCACGCUCAUUCUCAAUGGCAUACAGCCUGUACUGUCAGGUGUUGCUGUUGGAUGUGGAUGGCAACAGUUUGUUGCAUACGUGAACAUUGGUUGUUACUACAUCGUAGGCGUACCCCUUGGCAUUGUUCUCGGUUUUGUCUUCAACCUCGGCGUAAAGGGCAUUUGGAGUGGCAUGAUUGGAGGAACGACUAUGCAGACGGCCAUUCUACUGUGGGUCACCAUCAGAACCGAUUGGAGCAAAGAGGUUGAGGAGGCGCAUAAAAGAUUGAACAAGUGGGAUGAUACCAAGAAACAGCCCCUCCUUACGGCGGCCACGGAUAACAGCUAAUUAGUGGUCCAGUGUAGAUCUAUAUUUCUUGUUCAACAAUCGAGAAUCGAGCUGGCAUUGAGAUUCACUGUCAGCAUGGGGAAUUAAUUUGCAUCAUGUGUCCUGAUUAUCGCGUUGUAGAACCAUUCAUCAAGAUUUCAGACAUGCUUCCUAAUGACAUGAGGUGGCCAUCUUUUUUUGCUUUUCUUUUCAUAA